Messenger RNA from Acanthochromis polyacanthus (spiny chromis), 1592 nucleotides. RefSeq names its product tumor necrosis factor, alpha-induced protein 8-like 3 (gene tnfaip8l3). Lineage: Eukaryota; Metazoa; Chordata; Actinopteri; Pomacentridae. Gene Ontology annotation, biological process: regulation of apoptotic process. The record is from RefSeq and is a predicted model, not a curated record. Bases 398 to 1006 code for a protein of 202 amino acids. Gene Ontology annotation, cellular component: cytoplasm. The transcript is spliced from 2 exons.
GAGGAGGAGGGACUGAGCGGCAGGGAAAAAUGGGAGGGAGAAACCGAGAGGGGAGGACGGACCGAGGGUGAGCGAGGGGGAGGGAGAAUCUGAGAAAGUAGAUGAGAGGCAGAAGUAAAGAGGGAAACUGAAGGGAGUCAGGAGAGGCGAUCGAAAAGGAAAAAGUAAAGUAAAAAAAGAGGAGGACAGCUCAGCAAAUAAGCCCAGUAGCAUUCCUCUCACAGCUGCAGUGAUCCAGGCUGGGAGGGGAAGUUUAGCUCACCGGGAGAGACAAAAAAAAUACACAAGAAAUUGCAUUUUUUUUUGUUUUCUUUUUUGUUUUUCUUUCUGGGUGAAGAGAUCAGGAAAAAGAAGAACCAGAGAGCUUCUGCAGAAUCUGAGCGUCCUGCAGGGGAAGAUGGAUUCAGACUCCGGAGAGCAGAGUGACGGAGACCUCUCUCCAGGGCAGGAGAGCUUCAACUCUCGCUCCCUGGCCCUGCAGGCCCAGAAGAAGAUCCUGAGUAAGAUGGCAACCAUGGUGGUGGCCAACAUGCUGACGGACGACACCAGCAGCGAGAUCCUGGACGAGCUCUACAAGGCGAGCCGGGAGUUCACAAAGAGCAAGAAGGAGGCCCACAAGAUCAUCAAGGACGUCAUCAAGAUCGCCCUGAAGAUCGGCAUCUUGUAUCGCAACCACCAGUUCAGCCCGGACGAGCUGGACACGGUGGAGCGCUUCAAGAAGAAGAUGAACCAGGCGGCCAUGACGGCGGUGUCGUUCUACGAGGUGGAGUACACCUUCGACAGGAAUAUUCUGUCCGAGCUGCUGCUGGAGUGCAGGGACCUGCUUCACACCCUGGUCGAGCAGCACCUCACCGCUCGCUCACACGCUCGCAUCAAUCACGUUUUCAACCAUUUUGCCCACGGCGAGUUCCUGGCCGAGCUGUACGGGGACGGAGAGGAGUACAGACUCUCUCUGAGGAAGAUCUGCAAUGGCAUCAACAAACUGCUGGAUGAAGGAACGCUUUAACCUCUUGCACUUGACCUCUUUCACCUCCAGCUCUCUCUCUCCUCUCGCACCUUUUCUCGCUGCUCUCUCCUGCCUCCUUCUAUUUCCUUUUCACUCGCUCACCCCCUGACCGCUGCAUCCUACGCCUCCUUACUGCUCUCGUCUUCCUGUUUCUUCCGCAUCCAUUUUUAUGGAGGUUGUUGUAACAUCCUGCUGCUGUGGUUCAAUGAGGGAAUGUUUUUUUCUUUAGACUGUCUUUCCACUCAGUGGAUCAUCGCUGCGCACUAGGACAGCCUGUUUCACCUUGUAUGCAUUAUAGCAUUCCAAGUCAUACCCUCUGUGUGCAAAAGUGUACUGUACCAAUGGCCAAAAAACAUACAUAUUUGGAUAUGGAAGAUAAUCAGUAGUAGUAAUCAGUCUCUCUCUUUGUGUGUGUGGGAGUGUGUGUGUGUGUGUGCACAUGUGUUUGUGUGGACUUCGCCUGAAUAAUGCUGUUUUGUGUUUGUACAUAAGACCAACUAUGACAUGGUGUGUGUAUUAUGUAUCUGUGUCAAUCUUCUCCACAAGGGUGUAACACUUGUCUUUUAUUAAAGAUUUCUUUAAAUCA